AUGCCCACGAUAGCAAUAGCAGGCGCAUCCGGCAAACUCGGCGGCGCAACGCUCUCCGCGCUGCUCGCGCACAACCUCAUCCCCGCAUCCUCCAUCAUCGCACUAACUUCCUCCCACCCCGGCUCAUCUACAUUCACCGCCCUAGCCGCCACCGCCCCGGGGCUCCAAGUCCGCCACGCCAGCUUCGAGGACCCCGCGUCGUUCGAGCAGGCGCUCCGCGGCGUAGAUCGUUCAGGGGGAGGAGAAGACGACAACGACGACGGCAGUGGCAAGAAUAAGAAGAGAAAGAAGUGGGUAGAGGUAUCUGACGGCGACGGCCGCGAGCGCCACCACCGCGUUGCUAUCAAUGCGGCCGUGAAAGCUGGUGUUAGGUGUAUAUACUACUCAAGCCUAGCAUUCGCGUAUUCGCCACAGACCAGAUCCGGCACGAGCACCAGCAAAGCGGCCGUUAUGCGCGCGCAUCUGCGCACGGAGGCGUAUCUGACGCGGCUGCGCGACGGGAAACAACUCGACAGCGUGACGGUUCUGCGCGAGGGCUUGUACGCCGAGUCCUGGCCGCUGUAUCUGGGGUACUUUGCGGCGGACGGCGCGGACCCCCGGCGCGAGGUGCUGCUCGCGGGCGACGGGAAGGUCAGUUGGACGGCGAUCCGGGAUUUGGGGAUCGCGAGCGCGGUGGUUCUUGCGGCGGAGGGGGGGUCUGAGUUUGAUAAUGGCUUGUUUUACUUGUCUACGCGGGCUAGGACGGCGAUGGAUAUGGCUGAGGUGGCGGGGCUGGUGGGUGCAGCGAGGGGGGGGAAGGAGGAGGAGGAGGUAGGGUUGGAUGAGGCGGCGGUUCGGUGGUGGGCUAGUACGUAUGAGGCGUUGGAGGAGGGGGAGUGCGAGGUUGAUGAUGGGAUGUUGGAGGAGCUGUUGGGGCGGGUGGGGGUGAAGCCGGAGGGGAUGGAGGAGGUUGUUAGGAGGAUGGUUAAGGGGUAG
Messenger RNA from Daldinia childiae, 975 nucleotides. RefSeq lists its product as uncharacterized. The record is from RefSeq and is a predicted model, not a curated record. The transcript is spliced from 3 exons. Bases 1 to 975 code for a protein of 324 amino acids. NCBI's taxonomy places the organism in Eukaryota, Fungi, Ascomycota, Sordariomycetes, Xylariales, Hypoxylaceae.